GUCACCUGCUGAGAGCUGAGAGGAAACCACAGUGAGACAGAAGAGGAUCACUUCCCUUCACCGUCCAACUGACAAACACCCAAACAUGAGCUUCCAGAUUCUCCUGCUGCUUCUGGCUGUGAGCUGGAAACGCUGCGCUGCACAGGUGAACAGAGAAGAAGAAAACAAACCUCCAGAUGGUCACCGAGGUCAUGAAGACGCCUUCUUCGCCCUGCAGAGCUGCCACCAGCUGCUGCACAGCGACACCGGGGAGUUCUUCUCACCGGACUACCUGUGCUCCAACCCGUCUCUGUGGUGCAACUGGACCAUCCAGGUGGAUCCUGGGAAGAGGAUUCAUCUCCACUUGGAGGACUUGACCCCCGACGACGUCUGCCACCUCAAACAGGACCAGGUCCACGUGGACGAGCCCCUCGGCCGUUUUGGGGUCCACAAGAUCCUGCAGAAGUGCUGGCGUGAGGCCAAGUACACCACGACCUCCAACACCCUGAACGUGGUGCUGCUGAUCGGCGCCUGGCCCGACUCGCCCUACCGGGGCUUCUACGGCCGCUUCCAGGCCUUUGGACCGCCAGUGGUUUACAACCCACAGGACGGGUUCACAUUGGGAGACCAGACCUCAGGACCAGUGGACCUCACUGACUCCGGACUGGAUGGUGAGCAGCCGGAGCCCAGACUUCAUCCAUCACCAGUGAACAUUGAUCCGUUGAAUGAUUAUUAUGAUCAACACUCAGCCAUGAUGGCUGAGCAGCUGUGGCAGCCCGAGGAGGAGGAGGCGGACGCUGAGGUGAGUGAAAACCUCCAUCCAUCUUCGGCAAACUACAGUCACAUGUUCCCGUUAACAGCUGUCCCCACAGCGCCAGCAUCCACUCAGGGGACCUCCCCAUCAGAAAGAGACGCUGCGACCACCGCUUCCAGUCAACCCGACCCAGUCAACCCAGUGACUCCUCAGCAGCAUCACGAUCACCAGCUGAAACCCAACGAUCGCAUCCCAGCAGCAGUACGAAGGAACGCGGAGGAAGCUUCAACCUUUCCUUCCACCGGUCCAGAAGAAGCUUCCACCCUUCAGGAGGAAGCUUCAACCUUUCCUUCCACCGGUCCAGAAGAAGCUUCCACCCUUCAGGAGGAAGCUUCCACCUUUCCUUCCACCGGUCCAGAAGAAGCUUCGACCCUUCAGGAGGAAGCUUCCACUGGUCCAGAAGAAGCUUCCACCCUUCAGGAGGAAGCUUCAACCUUUCCUUCCACCGGUCCAGAAGAAGCUUCCACCCUUCAGGAGGAAGCUUCCAUCGGUCCAGAAGAAGCUUCGACCCUUCAGGAGGAAGCUUCCACCCUUCAGGAGGAAGCUGCUGGUCCAGAGGAUGAGAGUGGUUCCCACAGCCGGUCAGAGGAGGAGGAAUCUGCUGCUGGUUCAGAACAAGCUGCAGACAGUGAAAACAGACCUGAGGUCAGCGAGGCCUCAGACCAGCAUCCCUCCGCCGCUGAGGCCGAACAGACUCAUCCUCACCCCAACGUGGUGGAGCCGCUGUCGGACCACAGGGGGAACAUGAAAGUGAGAAAUCACUCGGCCCUUCCUCACCUUCCUGGUGAUCUCCUGCUGGAAGUGGCUGUUGAGGUGAACUUCAGGCAGGAAGUGGACGAGUCCUGGGACGACGCGGCCGCGGCGCUGCUGCUGUCGGUGAAGACUCUGAUCAGUGAGCGGCUGGAAACUCUGCACACGUCCCUGUUGCCUAAAAGAGUCAAGAGGUUGAGUUCAGGUGUGUUGUUUAUCCUGUGGCUGCAGACGCGACCGGGCCCGGGGAGUGAGCACGUUCACAGGGUCGUGGACGCCUCCAUCCAGAACCUCAUCAACGCCAGCGUGGGCCGGAGAGGAAACCACAGAGAGGCCGCCAUCAUGUCUGUGUCCACCGCAGACGUGAACGAGUGUGGCACCCAGCUGAUGCUGUGCGAUGCUAACGCAGAAUGUGAGAACCGGUUCGGCUCGUACUCGUGCAGCUGCCGGCCGGGUUUCGUGGACACGUCCCGGGGGGGCCCUGGAGGAACCGCCUGUGUGGACGUGGCGGCUGCAGGUUGCAGCCCGGGCCUGUCGGCGGAGACCCAAGGCGUGUACGUGCUCUUCUUCCUGCUCAGCGGCCUCGUCCUGAUGCUGCUGGCGGCCGCCGGCAUGCUGUACCGCCGCCACCGCCGGGGAACCUUCCUGGUUCACUGCCACAGCAGCAGCCUCUCUCCCCCCGACCCCAACAACAACCAUCACCAUCACGACGGCUACUCCAGCCCCAGCGACUCCGACCUGCCCCCGCCCCCCCCGCCCCCCCGCGCUGCCCCCAGAGAGGGCUGGCCCCAGGUGAAGGAGCUCUGUCCAGCCGUGGACCUGCCGCUGCUUCGCUUCAGCCCUCUGCUGCCGCCGGACGUCUACCUGCAGCCGCGGCACGGAGCGAAGAUGUGAUCGCUCCUUAAACCUCUUUAUUUAGUUUUCUUUCACUUGGAGUCUGAUCGUCUGUAUCUGAUGAAUUAAAGUCACAAUAAAACUGCAUGUUCUUCUCGUCU
Messenger RNA from Platichthys flesus (European flounder), 2538 nucleotides. RefSeq lists its product as uncharacterized. The record is from RefSeq and is a predicted model, not a curated record. Bases 86 to 2437 code for a protein of 783 amino acids. Lineage: Eukaryota; Metazoa; Chordata; Actinopteri; Pleuronectiformes; Pleuronectidae. The transcript has 10 exons. Gene Ontology annotation, molecular function: calcium ion binding.